CGGGGACGUUACAGAUUAUUAUCACAAUGCGUAUCUAAACCAGGCAGCGCGUUGUCAAAACACUCCUUGCAUUGAUAUGUUUUGAAGGAGAAUAGCGCACACUUCAUUAUCUAUGACUUGGAAAGAUUCAAAUUUGAUGCUUCUCUUCACUUCUUUUUUGGCAAGUUGUACUUCUCACCUUGAUCCAGAGGGUCAGUUCUCAAAAUCCUCCCAAAUCCCUCUCCCGUCAUGCAAGGUCUCUGAAGUGAAUCUACUGAGACUAUGUACCCUGGCACCAUUACGAAUGAAGGUGAACUUGGAUAGACUCUUACUCAAUCAUGGAGCACCAUACCUUUUUUCUCCUGUGUGCAGUUAUGCUUACUUUACCUUGGCUUGCCACGGCCUUUCCCUCUCUCCUCAACGACUCACCAGCAUCCGACCUUCGAGUUAGUCACCUUGAUAGCCACAAAAGGCUUCGAAUUCUUCCCCUUGGGGACUCCAUAACCUGGGGCUAUCUCAGCAGUGACGGUAAUGGCUACCGUUUGGACCUCUUGAACCUAUUGUCACCAAUCCCAGUACAAUACAUCGGCUCUCAGCGAUCCGGUAACAUGACAGACAAUCACAACGAAGGCCAUCCCGGCGCUCUGAUCAACCAGAUUGCGGGAUACGCCUACGCCAGCCUUUCCGAACAGCCAAAUGUCGUGCUCUUGAUGGCAGGAACAAACGAUAUCAAUGAUCCAGUAAAUGCAAGCACCGCUCCACAAAGACUUGGAAGUCUCAUCGAUGAAGUCGUAGCAGCCUGCCCCAGAGCCGCGGUUCUAGUUGCCGAGCUCACUCCUAUCGCGAAUACUACUUCGGAAGCACGAGCCAAAGUUUUCAACGCCGCGAUUCCUGGGAUUAUAGCUCCCAAGGUGGAGGAGGGGAAGCAUGUUCUUACUGUGAAUAUGAGCGCAUAUGUUACGGCACAGAGAUUGAAGGACGGGCUACAUCCUACCGAUGUGGGAUAUGCGUUGAUGGCUCAGGCAUGGUACUUGGGGAUUCAGGAAGCAGCAGCGAAUGGGUGGAUUGAACCGCCUAUCAACACGUCUAAUGGUACUCCUCUUUCGGCCCCUAUCCCAAGUACUACACCUGUCUUGGCUUCAACCACAAUUGGCUAUCCCGUCUCAGCCCUUGCGCAAAGUACCACACUUGUUUCGGCAUCAACAGCAAAUAACUAUUCCGUGAGCUCAAGAGCCACGCAAAUCCCAACUACAGCCCCAAUCGGUUAUCCCAUCUCGACCUCAACGCCAGAGGGCAAUCCCGUCUCAGCACCUAGCCCCAAUACCACAAUCGUUUCAACAUCAGCAUCAAACGGCUAUGCCAUCUCGCCCUCCUUCAACAGCAGCACACCCAUCUCAACCCCAAGCCCAACUAUCCCUCCCACCUCCCACUCCCUUCUAAACACAACACUCAUCUCAACACCCCCGCCAACAAUCUCUCCAACCUCCUCCACCCCAGCUCCUCCACCCACUGCUCCCAGUUCCGGUUCCCCUCCUUCAAGAAACCAAUCAUGGAUAACAGUGUUUCUCACAGCCCUCUUCCUAUCCGCCAUGACCACAUUCUAAACCACUCACUCAUCACAUAACACGCAAGCCCGAAUCUAAACACCCCUCGUUAUCAAUCCUUACCAAGCAAUAUUCGCAGCUCUCUCAUAAAAGUGACAGGGGGAAUCAUCCAGAUUCUAUUUAUUCAUCGAAUUCCACUCUGGAAUCUGUGAUGUUUCCGCAGAUUCUAGAUCUUGGCAUCUAACCUCGUAUGGAAAUUCAACUCUCAAUAAAAUUCCUGUCUUAUAGGUAGCUUAUCUCAAGAGCUUUCUAUCAAUAUAAAGCUGCUUGCUUGCUAUUCACCACGCCUGUC
Messenger RNA from Amorphotheca resinae ATCC 22711, 1875 nucleotides. Its product is annotated as carbohydrate esterase family 3 protein. Lineage: Eukaryota; Fungi; Ascomycota; Leotiomycetes; Helotiales; Amorphothecaceae. Gene Ontology annotation, molecular function: phosphatidylcholine lysophospholipase A1 activity. The transcript has 3 exons. Bases 318 to 1583 code for a protein of 421 amino acids. The record is from RefSeq and is a predicted model, not a curated record.